Messenger RNA from Coffea eugenioides, 2550 nucleotides. Its product is annotated as receptor-like serine/threonine-protein kinase SD1-8. Bases 1 to 2550 code for a protein of 849 amino acids. The record is from RefSeq and is a predicted model, not a curated record. The transcript has 7 exons. Gene Ontology annotation, molecular function: ATP binding; protein serine/threonine kinase activity. Lineage: Eukaryota; Viridiplantae; Streptophyta; Magnoliopsida; Gentianales; Rubiaceae. Gene Ontology annotation, biological process: protein phosphorylation; recognition of pollen.
AUGGAUAAAGAAUGCAAGUAUUCCCAAUGUCUUCUGCUUCUGUUAUUUGCCUGUAAAUUUUGCUUGUCCAAAGGAGUUGACACCCUUUCUAGAGGCCAAAGUCUUUCAGGAAAUGAAACCAUUGUAUCAAAAGAUGGAACAUUUGAAUUGGGAUUCUUUGCAACAGGCCGGUCUAAUAAUGUCUAUUUAGGCAUUUGGUACUCAAGUUUGGCAGCCAAGACCAUAGUCUGGGUAGCGAAUAGAGUAGAACCAAUAUUUAACACAUCCCAGACUUCAAGACUUGAAAUUUCUGAGGACGGUAAUCUUGUAUUGUUGGAUCAUUCUGGAAGUAUUGUAUGGUCAACAAAUUUGGUGUCUGCACCAGCAAGUUCUGUUGAAGCUGUGCUUCUUGAUAACGGAAAUUUUGUACUCAGGGAAACUUCAAAUGCGUCAAACUUAUUCUGGCAAAGUUUUGAUUAUCCUACUGAUACAUGGCUGCCAGGAGCAAAAUUGGGCUACAAGAUGCUAUCUUCCAAUAACAGCUAUGAAGCUCAACGUUUAGUUUCAUGGAGAAGUACAGACGAUCCCGCUCCUGGGAUGUUUUCACUUGUGUUAGACACAAAUACAUCAGGCAGUGAAAUUCUCAUACAGUGGAACAAGUCUGUAAGCUAUUGGAAUAGUGGAAUCUGGAACGGUUCAAUGUUUCCCUCAGCUCCUGAACUGAAAUAUUCAAUUAACUUCACUUUUGUUUCAGACCAAAGUGAGACAUAUUACACUUACUCGGCAUUUGAGUCUGCUGUAGUUCUAUGGAGAUUCGUAAUGGAUACAUCUGGACAGCUAAAGCUGCUACAAGCUACGCGUGGCUUGGGCUAUGGAGCCUCGGCUUUAACGUUUACUCAACCAAUAGAUCAAUCUGAUGUUUAUGCAUUUUGUGGGGAAUUUGGUGUUUUUACCGGUAACUAUUCUUCCUCUUGCACAUGUUUGGAAGGCUUUGAGAGCACAAAUGAUGGGGCUCCCGGCUGUGCACGAAAAACCCCACAGCGGUGCAAAACUAGUACCUCACCAGAAAGGGGGAACGCUGGAUUUUUACCAAUUUCAAACAUGAAACUUCCUGGUAAUCCACAAUCACUUCUUGUUGAAAAUGCGGACGGUUGCAAAUCAGCUUGUCAGGAGAACUGCUCUUGUACAGCUUAUUCAUAUGGUGGUAGCGAUUGCUUAAUUUGGAUUGGAGCUCUAUUAGACUUAAAGCAGGCCGUGGAUGUGAAACAAAACCUACUCCUGAAGGUUGCAACUUCUGAGAUUCAAGUGCCUCCAACUGUUUCAGGGAACAAAGACAAUUCAGGGGACAAAAAACGAUCUAGUAUAAUUGUAGCAGUGGUGGUUCCCUUGGCAGCCGCUAUUUUAGGAGGAUUCAUCAUUUUCGUCACAUGGAAGAUCAAGCAAAGAGGCGGUCGGAAGAAAGAAUCAAGCGAGGAUCUACUAUCAUAUGAUUUUGAUUCCAGCAACAGUGAAACAGAUAGUGAAACGAAGAAUGCAAAUGAUGUUAGGCAAGGAAAAAAGGGUGGUCUUAUUCUACCCUUUUUCAGCUAUGCAAGUGUGUGCACCGCUACAAACAAUUUCUCAGCAGGCAAUAAGAUUGGUGAGGGAGGAUUUGGUCCAGUCUACAAAGGCAAAUCCCUAAAGGGACAAGAGAUAGCUGUCAAGAGGCUUUCAAGAGGAUCUGGACAAGGGCUGAAGGAAUUCAGAAAUGAAGCUUUGUUAAUUGCAAAGCUGCAGCACAGGAAUCUUGUUCGGCUUUUAGGCUGUUGCAAUGAGCAGGAAGAAAGUAUACUGAUCUAUGAGUACAUGCCGAAUAAAAGCCUAGAUUCUUUCAUAUUUGAUCCUGAGAAACAAAUGCAAAUAGACUGGGACACUCGUAUUAGCAUCAUUCAAGGGAUUGCACAAGGGAUACUAUAUCUGCACGAGUACUCAAGGUUGCGCAUUGUUCAUAGAGAUCUUAAAGCUAGUAACAUCUUAUUAGACAGUGAAAUGAACCCCAAAAUAUCAGAUUUUGGCACCGCAAGGAUAUUUGGUGGAAGUGAUUCAAAAACCAAUACAAAAAGGAUUGUUGGAACUCCUGGCUAUAUGGCCCCAGAGUACCUACUGGAAGGCCUUUUCUCUGCCAAAUCUGAUGUGUACAGCUUCGGUGUAUUGGUGCUUGAAAUUGUGAGUGGCAAGAAGAACACUGGCUUUCAUAAUAGUGACUCCCUUCACCUCCUUGGACAUGCUUGGGAGCUUUGGAAUUCAAAACGAGCACUGGAACUAAUCGAUCCAUCACUAGGUUGUCCUCCUGAUGUUGCUCCAUUGAGAUGCAUUAACAUAGGGCUUCUCUGCAUUGAAGAAAAUCCAAAUGAUCGACCUGCCAUGUCUGAUGUUGUCUCGAUGCUUGGCAAUGAACUUGCAGCUCUUCCCUCACCAAAGCAACCUGCAUUUUCUGCAAUCAGACCUGUGAUUAAUACCAAAUCAAUCUCAAGCAAUGAUCAAAAGUUUUCAGUAAAUGGCCUAACCAUUUCAUCUGUUGAACCAAGAUGA